UCGGCUUCCGCCUCCGCACGGCUGCAGUCGCCGCGGGUCCACUCCGGGGUGGACCCGAGAGCUGUGCUCGCCACGCUUGGCUGCCUGGUUUUCGCUAGUUUUCUUCCGCUCUGAACCCUGGUCUGUUUGCAUUGGGUGUUUUUCACCAAGUCGGAGAACGGUGCCUUGUCAUUUUUCACCUUUCUCACCGGACUUUCUCUUUUCCGGAGAGCCGGGUUGGUGGUGCUGCCUGUGUAUUCCACGAACCUAAGUAAGCCCUGUCCCCAGCCCUUGCAGUGUUUCUGUGUCAACUCCACGCCAGCGCGCUUCUCCACUUUUUCUUAGCCUUUUAAUUUGGACAGGGUCGGAUUUCAGUUGCAAAGCAGAGUGCACAGCUUUAGACACAAAAUAACUGCAGUUGAAAUGGAUACACAUUCUCGUGGUAUAGCUGCGGACCAACUGUAUAUGAUCAUGCGCACCUUGGCCAUGCUUGCUCGUAUGUUAGAUUUGAUAUCAUUCGAAGGAUCCUAACCAAGGUUUUUGGAUGCAACAUAGUCAUGGUGAUGGGUAUUACAGAUGUAGAUGAUAAAAUCAUCAAAAGAGCCAAUGAGAUGAAUAUUUCCCCCGCUUCCCUCGCCAGUCUUUAUGAGGAAGACUUCAAGCAGGACAUGGCAGCCCUGAAGGUUCUCCCACCCGCGGUGUACUUGAGGGUAACCGAAAAUAUUCCUCAGAUAAUUUCUUUCAUUGAAGGAAUCAUUGCUCGUGGGCACGCUUAUUCAACGGCAAAAGGCAAUGUCUACUUCGAUCUGAAGUCUAGAGGAGACAAGUAUGGCAAACUGGUCGGCGUGGUCCCUGGUCCAGUCGGAGAGCCAGCGGACUCUGACAAGCGUCAUGCCAGUGACUUUGCCCUGUGGAAGGCAGCCAAACCCCAGGAGGUGUUCUGGGCCUCUCCCUGGGGACCCGGGAGGCCGGGCUGGCACAUCGAGUGCUCUGCCAUCGCUAGUAUGGUAUUUGGAAGUCAACUGGAUAUCCAUUCAGGUGGGAUAGAUUUAGCUUUUCCACAUCAUGAAAACGAAAUUGCACAGUGUGAAGUCUUUCAUCAGUGCGAGCAGUGGGGAAAUUAUUUUCUGCAUUCUGGGCAUUUGCACGUGAAAGGCAAAGAAGAAAAAAUGUCCAAAUCGUUAAAAAACUACAUUACUAUUAAGGACUUUCUGAAGACCUUUUCCCCUGACGUCUUCCGGUUCUUCUGCCUGCGGAGCAGCUACCGCUCAGCCAUCGACUACAGUGACAGCGCCAUGCUCCAUGCCCAGCAGCAGCUCCUGGCGCUGGGCUCUUUCCUGGAGGACGCACGUGCCUACAUGAAGGGGCAGCUGGCCUGCGGUUCUGUCAGAGAAGUGAUGCUGUGGGAGAGGCUCGCCAGCACCAGGAGCGCCGUGAAGGAGGCCCUGGCAGAUGACUUUGACACACCCAGGGUAGUUGAUGCCAUCCUGGGCCUUGCGCACCACGGGAACGGACAGCUCAGGGCGGCCUCGAAGGAACCUGGAGUGCCGAGAAGUCCUGCUGUGUUUGGUGCCAUCAUCUCUUACUUUGAACAGUUUUUUGAAACUGUUGGAAUUUCUCUGGGCAAUCAACAGUGUGUUUCAGGAGACGGCAGCGAGGCCACCUUGCGUGGUGUGGUGGAGGAGCUGGUGCGGUUCCGGCAGAAGGUCCGGCAGUUUGCGCUGGCCAAGGCCGAGGCCACGGGGGAGGCCCGACGGCAGCAGCUCCUAGAGAGGCAGCCCCUGCUGGAGGCAUGCGACACCCUGCGCCAGGACCUGACUGCCCAUGGCAUCAGCAUCAAGGUGAGUGCUGCACCCAGGUCAGGGACAUCACCUCAGGAGCUAGGCAGAUCAACAGGUGUCACACAGACAUGGAGCCAUCGGAGGCCCAGACAUCCCCCGUGACCAUGCUUGUUUUUCUUUUUUUUGAGACAGUUUUACUCUCGUCACCCAGGCUGGAGUGCAAUGGCACGAACUCGGCUCACUGCAACCUGUGCCUCCCAGGUUCAAGCGAUUCUCCUGCCUCAGCCUCCCGAGUAGCUGGGAUUACAGGCGUGCGCCACCACGCCCGGCUAAUGUUUUUUAGAGAGAUGGGUUUUCUCCAUGUUGGUCAGGCUGUUCUCAAACUCCUGACCUCAGGUGAUCCUCCUGCCUCAGCCUCCCAAAGUGCUGGGAUGACAGGUGUGAGCCACCGUACCUGGCCCAUGCUUCUUUCUGAGAAACCCAUCCCUGUGAUAAAUGAGGUGGGAGGGCCGUGACGGAGGGGCCAAGUUGGCUGGAGGGGACGCUGAGCACGGGCACGUGGGUCCUGCUCAGCCCCCGCCACCUCCUACAGGUGCUGCACAGUUCCUGGCCUUCUGCUGGAGGCAGUGGGGCCCUUUCUAAGCGCCCGGCCAGCUUUUUAGGACAGGCCGGUGAGGGAACAGGCAUCCUGAACCUGGUCACGCUCGUCAGCCCCCUGUGCCACGUGACGUGGUGUCUGCUCAGAGUUGGACCUCACUUUUCUUCUCCAGGACAGAAACAGUACAACGUCCACGUGGGAACUGCUGGAUCAAAGGACAAAAGACCAAAAACCAGUGGGCUGAGGAUGCAGCACAGCCAUGAACCUGCUCACGACAAGAUGCACCUGUGCUUUAUGUUAAAGGCUUUAUGUUAAAGCUUCCUGUCGGGGCUGCUAGAUCAGCAUUAAAGUAAGGGAACCAACAGUG
Macaca mulatta (Rhesus monkey) is the source of this 2725-nucleotide messenger RNA. Lineage: Eukaryota; Metazoa; Chordata; Mammalia; Primates; Cercopithecidae. The record is from RefSeq and is a predicted model, not a curated record.